Diprion similis is the source of this 1907-nucleotide messenger RNA. RefSeq names its product probable citrate synthase 2, mitochondrial. The transcript is spliced from 11 exons. Gene Ontology annotation, biological process: tricarboxylic acid cycle; carbohydrate metabolic process. Gene Ontology annotation, cellular component: mitochondrial matrix. The coding region runs from base 1 to 1869 and encodes 622 amino acids. The record is from RefSeq and is a predicted model, not a curated record. NCBI's taxonomy places the organism in Eukaryota, Metazoa, Arthropoda, Insecta, Hymenoptera, Diprionidae.
AUGUAUUCCCCUUUAUUAUCAGAGGCUCAGUUCACAACCCUUUGCCAAACUCUCAAGCUGUCUAUUAACAACUCCCGGAAACCCGAGACUACACCCUGCAGACAUUGUGCAAACCAGCUUUUGCAGCACCAGACUUUGCGCGUCUCUCACCGUCACGGUGGUAAAGGAACUGGAACGAGAAUGCUGAAACUGCUUACCGGAACGCAAUGUCAAUUACACCGUGUAACCUCAAAGUAUCGAAAUUAUGCUACAACCGGGACAGGCAACAUCGGACUUGGUCAACCUCAGACGCUGAAGCAUAUUGUUGAAUUAAUUCAUAUAAUAAUUAUAAUUGACCAAUUUGCAGUGAAAAUCUCGUGCCAAGUAUUCUCGGCAAUUUUUUUACCUGAUUUUCUUGUAAACAAGCUAGCUAAAAGUCAUAAAGAAUUCAAAGCAAACCGUCACAGUAUGCAAACCGUAAAGGUGAGCACGACUCGAGGGACGCCGAGCACCAGUACCGACUUGAAAGAAGCUCUCUGCGAGAAAAUACCGCUUCAUCACGAUCUUCUGAGGAACUUCCGCCUCCGUUACGGUGCAUCUGUCGUUAGCCAUCUCACCGUCGACGACCUUUAUCAGGGAUUAUCAGGUGUCAGCACAACGGUCAGAGAAACUUCGGAAAUCGAUCAAAAACUUGGGGUUAGGUAUCGAGGGCUCGCCAUCCCCGAGGUCGUCGCGCUACUCCCACGCCGUGGAAGUUCGCCCUGUCCUGAGGCGGUCUUCUGGCUCCUGUUAACCGGCGACGUUCCCACACUCGAGCAAACCGCAUCCUUAACGGCGGACUGGACUUCGCGACGCCUAAGGCGAAGAGAAUGGUGGUCGGAGGGAGGCGGAGGGAUCGUUGGUUCCGUUCUCCAGGCUCUUCCGAAGACCGUGUCGCCUCUGGGAAGGCUGUGCGUAGCUUUGACCACCCUUGGAGCGGACGAACACGCACGAAGAGCCAUGAAAACUGGAGCGAUGUCACACACGCAUUGGGAAUACGCUUACGAAGACUGCAUGGAAGUGCUGGCCGCAUUGCCGGCGAUUGUUGGUCUCGUGAGUAAGACUCAGAAAUUGGACAACGCUACCGAGGAAGGUGAUUGGGUGGAUUUUCUGCUUCAAUGUCUAGGAAAUAUAGCCACCGAUGACAAGGGAAAGAUGUCAUCGCUCGGCGAAUUCCUGCGACUCUAUAUCACAGUAAACGCCGACGAGGACGGUGGUUCCCCGGGUGCACACACGACGCAAAUACUCGGAGAUGCGAUAUUAGAUCCAAGUCAAGCGUUGGCAGCGGGUGCAUUGGCGUACGAAGACGAGCCCAGAGGCGGAUCGAUGCUGCAGUACAUGGAGUUUCAAAAAAACUUGCAAGAUGCUCUGGGCGUGAAUCCCACGGAAACGGCGAUAAGGAACUACCUUUGGCUCCUGGUGAAACGGCAGGGUGAAGUGGCCGGUUACAAAGAGUCUGAAUUCUGCGAUCCCAGGUACAUCGUGCUCAGGAACUACGGGAGGGAACAUCUACCGGAGGCAUCGGAGGUCAAGCUCUCGCGGACUAUUUCAAAAGUUUUGAUUCCUAUCUUGAACCAGGCGAAAGUGAAGAAAUCUUGGCCAGAACACAACGCGAUUGCGGCUCCCAUUUUACAAUUUUAUGGCCUUCGGGACAUGGCGUUCAACCAAGUAUUGUUGUGCAUGUCCCGCGCCCUCGGAGCUGUCGCUUCCAUAAUUUGGGCCAGAGCUAUCAACGCGCCCGGAGAACGCCCCAGGUCCAGGUGUACUUACACCUACAUGAAUGCUGUUAGCAAAGUUCGGAAAAAGUCAAAAAAGUACUCUGUGACUUACGCCAAGCACGUCCCAAAGUAAAGUGUCGUUACGUAAUAAUGAAAAAUAAUUGGGCAGAC